CACAUCCGGGUUACUAUCGCGUCUCUUCACUCUCAUUCCGCUCCCCUUUCCUGCGCUCUCGACCGGGGCGGACUGUGGCUGCAGAAGACACCCACGGUUCCACGGUGGCCGUCUCGUCGUGGGGAACUCUCGAGGCGCCCAUUGCCCGCGCAGCCGGCCGCCCAUGACGCGGGAUCCGCUGCAGGUGGUGCACGGCGGCGAGCACUCCUCGUCUGUGCGACAUCUUCGCGCUCAAGUAGCAUCACUCGCUAACGUUAGCUAACAACAUCGAUCUCCGCUACUCCACCCCCUCUACCGAUCAACAUCUCCAAUCAACGUUUGAUUGAUAGCUAAGACUGGACCACAUAGGAGUUACUGCCUUCUAUUUAGCACAGGAAACCUAUCACUUUACUGAACUCCCCUAACGUUUUAUAUUCAGGGCCCGUGGUUCCAGGGAAGCCCCUCACUUUUAAGCGAGCGGUGUUGUAAUUACUAAACACAAUUUCUCUGAGGCCACUUUUGGAGCCGCUUUCUUUUCUACCUCAUCACCCCGAUGCCUCCUCUCUCCUCCUCGGGACCUCAACUCGCAUUCACAGUUUCAUCGGGACCGCUGCAUCUGACAAUCCGUUGAAAGAGCUGCACGGCGGGUUUUCGAGGUCCUCUCCACCUGCUCCCUUUUUAUCUUCACUUGUUGUAGAAGAAGCUUAGCUGGCCUAUUUAUCCACCUCACACCCACUCAAGAGUGUAGAUCCUCUUGUCUGUCCAUCACCGGCAACCCACUCCUGAAUCUCGCGAGCAAUCUCUCGUGACCGCCCCGAGCCACGGGUCUCGCCAUGCCGGGUCCGGUGGCCGGUAGCAAGUCCCGUGUGUACGCCGAUGUCAACACACUGAAGAGCCGGGAUUACUGGGACUACGAGGCCCACGUACCCAACUGGAACAACCAGGAGGACUAUCAGCUGGUACGUAAACUGGGAAGAGGGAAGUAUAGUGAAGUCUUCGAGGCCAUAAACAUCACCAACAAUGAGAAGGUGGUAGUCAAGAUUCUGAAGCCGGUUAAGAAAAAGAAGAUCAAGCGUGAGAUCAAGAUUUUGGAAAACCUGCGAGGUGGGACCAACAUCAUCCGUCUGGUCGACACAGUCAAAGACCCCGUGUCCAGAACGCCAGCACUCGUCUUUGAAUGCAUCAAUAACACAGACUUCAAGGAGUUGUACCAGAAAUUGACUGACUAUGAUAUCCGUUUUUAUAUGUAUGAACUACUGAAGGCCCUGGACUACUGUCACAGCAUGGGAAUCAUGCAUCGCGAUGUCAAGCCCCACAAUGUGAUGAUUGACCACCAGUUGAGAAAGCUACGCUUAAUAGACUGGGGUUUGGCGGAGUUCUACCACCCUUCACAAGAGUACAACGUCAGAGUGGCGUCCCGAUACUUCAAAGGCCCCGAGCUCCUGGUGGAUUACCAAAUGUAUGAUUACAGUCUAGACAUGUGGAGUUUGGGUUGCAUGCUUGCCAGUAUGAUCUUCCAGAAAGAGCCCUUCUUCCAUGGACAGGACAACUACGAUCAGCUGGUGCGAAUUGCCAAGGUUCUGGGGACUGAUGAGCUGUUCGGCUACCUGCGUAAAUACCACAUUGAAUUGGAUCCACGCUUCAAAGAUCUGCUUGGACAACAGAGCAGGAAACGCUGGGAGCAGUUUGUUCAGACCGAGAAUCAGCACUUGGUGAGCCCUGAGGCUUUGGACCUCCUAGACAAGCUGCUUCGCUACGACCAUCAACAAAGACUGACCGCCACAGAGGCCAUGGAGCAUCCCUACUUCUACCCCGUUGUUAAGGAGCAGUCUCUGUCGAAUUCUGACAACAUGGUUUCCAGUGGCAACACCACGGCACGAUGAAACAAAGAAAUUAGAAAGAAGAAGGAUGUUUGUUACCUCAACUUUGUCCGCAGUUGUGACAGUGACUUUGACAAGUGUACAGUGACAGUGGAUCAAAGUAACUGACCAGUUACACACUCACAGAUAUGUGCAUACAGACACACACCCAUACACAUGCAAGCAGGUAUACAUACACCCUCCUCCUCUGUAUCAGUCUGUGAUUGGCCUGUUCUGGUGUCCUGUCCGGCAGCCUGACCAAUGAGCUUGAAGUUGCUCACUCCCUGACCCUCCAAUGUCAGUCUCAUGUACAAGGACAAACUACGUUUAAAGAAAAAUUCCCUCCUACAAGUCCAUUCUUCCUUAAUAUCGUUCCGCCUCUUUGUUUGCAUCAGCAUGGACGAUGGACAGGAGUGUGACCCUAUACAAGCCACCACCAUCCCCUCUCCCCGAGUCCCGUUAAUCCAUGCACACAUCAGUCCAUCUCCUCUCUUUGCCAUCUUUUACCCUGACAGACAAAUAUGUCUUAGCACUACUCCAGUUCUGAAAGUGGCAUGGUGGACUCUCUAGCUAGAAUGAUAAUAAUAUUAAUGAAAAAUAAAUGAUUUUUAUUUAGAUGA
Molecule: messenger RNA, 2458 nt
Organism: Corythoichthys intestinalis (scribbled pipefish)
Lineage: Eukaryota; Metazoa; Chordata; Actinopteri; Syngnathiformes; Syngnathidae
Gene: csnk2a2b
Product: casein kinase 2, alpha prime polypeptide b
Exons: 12
Coding region: 813-1862 (349 amino acids)
Biological process (GO): regulation of chromosome separation; peptidyl-serine phosphorylation; peptidyl-threonine phosphorylation
Cellular component (GO): protein kinase CK2 complex; cytosol; nucleus
Molecular function (GO): ATP binding; protein serine/threonine kinase activity
Source: RefSeq, a predicted model, not a curated record